Molecule: messenger RNA, 3210 nt
Organism: Anopheles maculipalpis
Lineage: Eukaryota; Metazoa; Arthropoda; Insecta; Diptera; Culicidae
Exons: 10
Coding region: 1-3210 (1069 amino acids)
Source: RefSeq, a predicted model, not a curated record
AUGUUGCUCGUGUCGGUUCUGUCGGUGUUGUGUCUCGCUACAGCUUCCAAUGCGCUUACGGUGCAAAUUCAGGGCCUCGGACAGGUGACCGGAUCCGAAACGGUGACCGCCCGCACCCAGCAACGGGUGUACCAAUUUUUAAACAUUCCGUACGCAGAGGCACCGGUCGGAACGUUACGAUUUAGGGCACCGGUACCGAUCGUACCGUGGACCGCAGUCAAGGAUGUGUCUCAACCUGGACGACCCUGCCCACAGUCCGGUGUAACCGAUCAGCUCAAUCCGGGCGAAAUUACACCAGCGGUCGAAGACUGUCUCUCGCUAUCGGUGUACACGAAAAAUGUGACAGCGAAAUACCCCGUCAUGGUGUACAUCCACGGUGGAUCAUUUUCGCUUGGUCGCGCUGCCGACCAUCCUCCAAAUUAUCUGCUCGAACGUGACGUUAUGCUGGUCGCCAUACAGUACAGGCUUGGUGCGCUUGGCUUUCUCUCUACGAUGAGUUCCACCAUUCCGGGCAAUGCCGCCAUGCUUGAUAUGAUUAUGGCACUGAAAUGGGUACAGGACCAUAUCAGUGAUUUUGGCGGUGAUCCACAGCGUGUUACCAUCUUCGGACAGUCGGCCGGAUCGGCAGCUGUUAGCGCAUUGCUGUACAGUCCAUUAGUGCCGGCAUCCUACUUCUCCCAAGUGAUCCUACAGUCCGGUGGAUCAACCAGUGCCUGGGCGAUCGAUCCUAAUCCGAUCGAAAACGCUAAAGAAAUUGCCAGAUUUGCUGGUUGUGACAUAGUGCGACCCAUAGAGGAUGUGGAGAGAUGUUUGCAAGAAUUGCCGGUGCUAAGCUUGAUCAAUGCGCUCAAUAUGCAUUCGCAAGAUCGAAUGCUCAAUCAGGGAGUCAACAACAUUGGCGGAUGUGGCAUGGUUAUUGGUGGACCGUCCGGCUUUCUUAAUGCGGAUCCUAUCCACGUGAUACGAUCGGGACAAGUACGCAAAGAUGUGCGUAUGAUGGCCGGUGCAACAAAGCACGACGGAUCGUUCAUGAUGACUGGCUUGUACGAUAUGCUGGCAGCGAUGGAACUGAUCAACAACACGCAAUUCAAUCAGUACGACUUAAUCGACACGGCCAACCGUGUCUUCGGCAUUGACGAGCAUAGCGGAGCACUGGCCGGAUACGAAAUUGAAGCCUUGUUCGGGGAACAGGAUCUCAAGAGUGGUAACUUCUCGCAGCUUAUGGCAGGCUUAAUAGAUAUUGCUGGAGCAAUCGUCAUAAAAGCGCCUGUUUUACGAGACGUACAAAACAACGUGAGGCACAGCGAGAAGGAAACAUACCUGUACUCGUUCGACUACCAGGGUGAACACACUCGCUUUGGUUAUGGGGCCAGUACUUCGCACUAUCCGUUCAAAGGUGGAGCACACCAUUCCGAUGAAAAUAUGUAUCUGUUUCCUUACCCGAUGGAGGUUACCAAUUUCAACGCCGCUGAUACGUUGAUACCACAGUCUAGUAACAUGGCACGACUUCAACAUUCAGUAGCUGCACUGCUACUCGUGCUCUCGAUCACCACGGUCACUACAGAUGCACAGGAUGAACAAGGUCCGGUGGUAAACAUCGAAGCACUCGGAUCAGUCUUGGGUACCAUGGGAGAAACUGCCUGGACUUCAAGACCCAUCUACAAGUUCUUCAACAUCAAGUAUGCAGAGGCACCGGUCGGAGAACAGCGCUUCCGAGCUCCAGUCAGUGUACUUCCCUGGUCCGGAGUCAUGAACGUUACUGCUCCUGGCAGAGAAUGCCCUCAAGCUCGUACUCUCUCUAUGGAUGAUCCAAACGCCGAGGAUUGUCUGACGCUUUCCAUCUAUUCCAACGAUCUUCAAGCUAGACGUCCUGUUAUGGUUUACAUCCAUGGAGGUGCGUUCGUGGUCGGUUCGGCAGAGCGCUUCGGUCCGGAAUAUUUGCUCGAGAAAGACAUCGUCCUUGUCGUCAUCCAGUAUCGUUUGGGUACGCUUGGAUUCCUCUCUACUGGUACGGAAGGUAUCCCUGGUAAUGCCGCCAUGUACGAUGUGAUGGAGUCCCUCGAGUGGGUAUCUCGACACAUUCGUCACUUUGGAGGAAACCCACACCAAGUUACGAUCUUCGGUGCAUCUGCCGGAGGACAUUCAGUGUCCGCAAUGUUGCACAGCCCUCAAGUACGUGAGGAUCUCUUCCAUCGUGCCAUCAUUCAAUCCGGUACCACAUUUAUGCCGUGGGUCAUCUGUCAGGAUCCUACCGAGGGAGCUUACGAAAUCGCUAGAAUCAUUGGGUGCAACAUGACAUCACCUAGACAGAUCGAUUACUGUCUGAAAAAUGCAUCAGUCCGGGAUCUCGUCCAAGCACAAAACCAACACAAGAGAAAUGAAUUCAGUUCCCCAGGAUACCCGAAAGUCGCCGGUGCUUGCAUCACUAUCGGUACCGACUUCAUGCCCGUUCAUCCUAAGGAGUCUACCUACUUUCGAGACAUUCCAAUCAUCUUCGGUAUGAACUCUCAGGAGGGACUCACAUACUUCAACGAAUAUUUUCGUGAUGGCCUGAACUCGCAACCCAUUGAAUUCGAAGACCACUGGGACUUCCUCGAGUUUGUCAAAACCCUCAACGUCAAGUUUGGAUCUUCCGCUUUCGUCGAUGCUGUCGUUGGUUACGAGCUCUUGACCAAAGCUACCUGGGAGGAAAUAAAUCGUGCUAACUUUUCCGAAAUAGUGCCUGUGCUCAUUGAUAUUAGUGGAAACUUGGCCCUGAAGUAUGGAUCGAUGCAGGAGGCUAACCGAUUCGCUAGGGCGCAUCCCGGACAAAUCUACCUUUACAACUUUGAUUACGCAGGACUCACGUCUUCUGUGACCCCAGCAUUUCCGUAUGACUUCCCCAACACAGUUGGGCAUGGUGAUGAACUUAAGUAUCUCUUCCCAAUGUCAAGCGUUCUCAAUGAAGUGCACGUUCAGAUGGCUAAAAUCAUGGUUGGUCUAUGGACAUCUUUCGCAACUACUGGUGUACCACAGGCUGACAACGUCAUUCCAUGGCCCACUGUAUCUCGACCAUACGGCCCCUACUUCCGACUAGUCAACCCACCAGAACGGAUGGAGUACUUCGUGCACGAGCUUACUAACAGUGUUGAGAAGGCUCGAGGACCCAGACAAUCCAACGAUCUUAAAAGUUGUGUAAAUCUAUUUCGCAAGCGGGAUCCCAAGAACUGA